GCGGAACAAAGGAACCAAACAUGUCCAAGGAGUCGUACUCAAAGAAUCUUCAGGAGUGCAUUGACCUAAUCAAGGAGAUGACUACUAUCAUCGACCCCUCUGACGACUACCUCACCAUAACGGCCGCCGAAGAGCAAAUGAAAGUCAACUAUGCCAAAGGGAAACGCGAGAUUGACGACGCGUACUCGAACCUGAAGUCGCUUUCAAGGGUGCUAGAAGCCGCACGCAAGUCGUCCACCCGCCCGCCCGGCGUACCCACCGCUGGACAACAUGCGGCAUAUCUGGAUGAGAUGGAGGUUUCACGUAUGUCGCUGGCAAAGGCCAUUCGCGACGCGGAAAGCACGCUGGCUGCCAAAGAAGCCGAGCUGACUGCUUUGAAGGAGGAAUCCACCCGACUGGAAAGGUCCGAUCCUGCUCGAGAUCAUCAGCUUGAACUCGACGGCACAGCACUACGGUUGCAGAUAUAUCGUGGUCUCGGCUUUGAGCCGGUUCUUGCGGACGGCAUAGUCAAGAAAAUGAUCAUACGUUCCGAGUCUGGAGACAUCAAUAGCAUCCCCUUGAACAGCAAAUCCUUUGAGAAUGAGCAGGCAAAUCAGUUAUGGAAGUUCGCUUCAUCAUGACUCUUGACUACGAUCGUAAUGUAGCACUAGAAUUGUAGCUUUAGAUAUGGAGUAAUAGUGAUUGGUAUAAAAACCAAGGGACGGCUCGAGGGCUAAAUGGACUG
This is a messenger RNA of Coniophora puteana RWD-64-598 SS2, 724 nucleotides long. RefSeq lists its product as uncharacterized. The record is from RefSeq and is a predicted model, not a curated record. Bases 21 to 620 code for a protein of 199 amino acids. The transcript has 5 exons. NCBI's taxonomy places the organism in Eukaryota, Fungi, Basidiomycota, Agaricomycetes, Boletales, Coniophoraceae.